Messenger RNA from Acaulospora morrowiae, 1620 nucleotides. Lineage: Eukaryota; Fungi; Glomeromycota; Glomeromycetes; Diversisporales; Acaulosporaceae. The record is from the annotation of a GenBank genome assembly.
AUGGCUACUACAUACACCUCUUUAAAUUCUACGCAAAUGUUUAAUGAAAAGCAGGACAUUAUUAAUAACCGUGAUGAUGUUGAAUUCUCAUUAGAAAAUGUAAAUAUUAAUUUGGAAAGUAAUUUUGUGACAAAGAGUGAUUUAAAUAACAUUUUAGAAAAAAAUAAUGAACCCGAAGUAAUGGAAAGUACUGCUGAAAAUAUUAAUGACGAUCGUUGUGAUUAUGGUGACGACGAUUAUAAUACAAUUAUUAAAGUUGGCGAGGAACCUGACGUAAAAGAGUUUAAAGCAGGGUCUGUCAUCUUGAGCUCUCGUUCCGCUUAUUUUCGUAUUGCCCUUUCACACGAAUGGGCAAGGAAAGAUGGCGAUAAAUUUUAUCUCGAGAAACCAAAUGUAAAACCACGAGUAUUUGAUGUCAUCCUCAAAUAUUUGUAUACAGAAGAAUUGAAAUUAGAUGAGCUAGAUGCGGAUGAUAUAUAUGGACUUUUUAGUGCGGCCGAUGAAUUCAUGCUUGAUGAUCUGUUGGAGAAGGUACCGGAUGACAUUGGGGAGAACAUGGAUUUUUGGCAAGAUCAAGAUUGUGUUCCAGUGAUGAGCACAAUAUUUGGAAUGGAUUCUUAUCAAAAACUGCGAAAAUAUUUGGUUAACAAGAUCAACGCUUACCCUCAAUGGCUACUAGAAGCUGAAGAUUUGUGCUGUAUCGAGGAGCAUGUGCUUGUAGGAUUUCUUCGACAAGAAAACAUGGCCUUUGAUCACAUCACCCGUUGGAAUCUUAUCAUUCAAUGGGCGUUGAGUCAACAUCCUAAUCUUGACAAUGAACUCCUAAAAAGUUGGUCUGAUGAUGAAUUUGGAAUGCUCGGAAUAACAAUUCGAAACCUCAUUCCUCUAAUCCAAUUUUCUGAGAUAUCAAGAAACGAUUUUCAUUCUAAAAUUUUGCCAUACGAGAGGAUAUUACCCCAAGAUACUGAAGAUUAUACCCUCAAAUGGUAUUUGACAAAGUAUAGGGCUCGCAGUUCUCAGGGUCUCAAAAAUUCAAAUCUCAUAAAUCACGUUCAUGCUGCUCAUUUUAUAAAAUGGAUUGGCGGAUCGGCAAGACGAGAUGAAAAACAGCCAAAGAUCCCGUGUAGGUGUAAGUUUGAUCUUGUUUACCGGUUAUCUCGAGAUGGAUUCAGUAGUUAUUCGGAAAAGUGUAAUCAAAAAGGACCUACCCUUGCAAUAGCGAAGGUCGCUGGUCAACGAUGUUUGAUCGGAGGUUACGAUCCUUAUGGACUUCACACCAAUAAUAAGAAUAUUUACAAACCUGAAGGAAUAAGUAUGAAGGAUAAUUUUAUUUUCUUUUUCGAUAACCGAGAAAACAAGUCUGAAAUAACAAGGUGUCGAUUGAGUAAAUUUGACGUAUUAUAUCGUAAUUUCUUAUCUGAAGACGGUCCGUGUUUUGGAGAUUUACGCCUGAUAUUGAAAUAUAAUAGUGGGGUAUUCAUGCCCUCUUUUUACACUUCCAAUGCUUCCAAUUUAUCCAAAAUGUUUUUUGAUAUCGAAGAGUGCGAAAUUUUCAAGGUCACCAAGAUGGAGGGAGCAGAAAAACCACGUUCUAAUCCUGACAUUGAAAACUUUAUUUGA